AUGCCUAUCCAGUCGCGUUGGACCACGCCGCUACCCGAGUGCUCUCUGCAGAAAUGGAUCUUUGGCUCAUCCUUCGGCCCGCUGCCAAACCGCCCAACGUUUUUCGAUGCUGACAAGCCCGACACUGGGAUGAUUACCUUCCCUGACUUUCGGCUGUGGUCUAAAAAGAUUGCUCUCGGCCUCCGAAAUGAAGGACUACGUACCGGGGAUAGAGUCCUCCUAUUGAGCGGCAACCACGUCCUGUUCCCGGCUCUCUUCGUUGGUGUGCUCAUGGCCGGGGGUGUUUUUACUGGAGCUAGCCCGGCGUUUACACCGAGAGAAGUCGCAUAUCAGCUGCGAGAUAGUGAAGCCUCCUUUCUCAUUGUCGCUCCCGAACUAGCCAACACCGCUGUCGAGGGUGCCAAGCUGGCUGGCCUCCCCCCCAGCAGAAUAUUCCUCUUCAACGACACAACCAAUGCAGAUGCGGUGGUCUCUGGGGGCGUAAGGAGGUGGGCCGAGCUACUCGCGGGAGAUGCAGAAGCCACCGCGUUCGACUGGGUCGAGCCCGAGGAUCCGCGCUCGACAACGUGCUGCCUCAACUACAGCUCCGGGACGACGGGAGCUCCCAAAGGAGUCGAGAUUACACAUUAUUCGUACGUGGCAAACGGAGAGACGGCACUUCAUGAAGAGCGUGUUUCCGUGAAACCCAAGUCAGAGAAUGAUCGCGCUCUUUGCUUUCUGCCGCUGUAUCAUGCGGCGGCCCAGACCAUCUACUGCGUCAACUACGCGAGACUCGGGAUACCCGUCUACAUCAUGCCGGCAUUCAACUUUGUGCACAUGCUGCAGCACAUCCAAAACCUCAAGAUCACAAAGGUCGUCGCUGCACCGCCCAUUAUCCGCGGGCUCGCCACCAGCCCGAUAGCGACCAAAUACGACCUGAGCACUGUGACAUUUCUCGGAUGCGGCACUGCACCGCUCGCUCCAAACUUGGCCAAGGAGUGUGAAAAGCUGUGGCCGAACGGCGACGUCUACGUGCGGCAAGCCUGGGGCAUGACGGAGCUUACUUGCACGGGAACAGUCGCGGAUCCAUUGCAGAAGGCGAGGACCGACUCGGUGGGCGAAGUAGCUCCCAAUGCUGCUAUUAAACUCAUGGAUGGCGACAAGGAAAUCACAGAGCCCAACGUUCGCGGCGAAUUGUGGUUCACGGGACCGACGGUGAUGAAGGGAUAUUGGCGCAAUCCCAAGGCCACCAGCGGAACUAUUGCGUUCGAGGGCGGGACGAAGUGGCUCAAGACUGGCGAUAUUGCCUACGUGGACUUAUAUCGCCCCGGGGCAAAGAUUCACAUCGUUGACCGGAUCAAGGAGCUCAUCAAGGUCAAGGGCUUCCAAGUUGCCCCGGCAGAACUCGAAGCCGUUCUUCUCGAGCGAGAGGACAUUGUAGAUGCGGGCGUCGUCGGCGUCACGAUAAACGGCGAGGAAGCCCCCCGAGCAUACAUCGUCAAAGCCCCCGGCUCCCAAACCUCGGCCGAGGACAUCGUCAAAUGGAUGGAGGGCACGACGGCCAAGUACAAGUGGCUCCGCGGCGGGCUCGUCUUUGUCGACAGCAUCCCUCGCGUUCCGUCUGGCAAGAUCCUCCGGCGCGUUCUGAGGGAGCGGGCGCAACAGGAGAUGGGUGUCCGGCCGAUCCGGGCGGCGAAACUGUCGUAG
Molecule: messenger RNA, 1686 nt
Organism: Ilyonectria robusta
Lineage: Eukaryota; Fungi; Ascomycota; Sordariomycetes; Hypocreales; Nectriaceae
Exons: 2
Coding region: 1-1686 (561 amino acids)
Biological process (GO): secondary metabolic process
Molecular function (GO): CoA-ligase activity
Source: RefSeq, a predicted model, not a curated record